AUGCCAGGUAAAAAGAUGGCAAAAGCUUGCAUGAAAUGUAAGCAACGAAAGAAAAAGUGCUCCGGCGCUCUUCCCUGCGAAUACUGCGUCAAAAUCAACCAGCCACAAGACUGUGAAUACCAAUCGAGAGUGAAAUCUAAGAAAGCCAAGGUAACUGAGAGGUAUAUCUCGACUCUGAAAAGUAGGAUCCGAGAGUUGGAAACCGAACGAGCGAAAUCCUCAGUUGAUGAUCGUAUUAGCUCGCAGGAAAAGGUUGGGGCGUCCGAUGUGAAUCCACUCAUCGAGCCUGAAUAUGGGUUUGAACUGCAUUAUAAGGAUGAGGCUUCUUCCGCAAAGAGUAAAGACGGCAGAUCAGCCAUUCACUAUCUUGGUAUGUCUGCGUGCGCACAGUUUUUGAUCAAAUUGAAGGAGUCCUUAUCGAGUCCUAGCGGGUAUCCAUUGGCAGAGCAUUCAAGCACAGCUACAGCAACAGCGUUGACGCCAGGUGACAUCCCCAUUGACCGCCAUUAUAUCAAGUCAAUCCGAAAGGAAAUUCUUCCAGAUGUACCUGACGCGGAAGGCCUUAUUGACAUUGCAUCUCGAAUAAUUGGCGCAGAUUAUAUGUUCAUUGAGUCCAAUUAUGUCGAGAAUAUCGUACUCACCAUGAUAUACAAAACUCCUGUUCCGCACGACAGCAAAGGCCUUAUAAAGUACACGAAUGAACUUCUCAGACUCUUAAGCCACUUAGCGCUGGGAUCGUUGUUCGACAAGGCAAACCCUAAAUCGAAGUCUCUUGGUCUAAAGUAUCAUGAGACAACAAUAUCUCUAUAUGGGCACAUUGUGAAUAUUCUUGACCAAGCAGCAAGCGGGUCACUAGUCCAAUCUUUACUAUACAUGGCAUACUUUGCCUUGUCACAGGACAAAACAACUUUUGCGUUUAUUACGGUAGGGAGUGCCAUUCGAACAAUGUUUACACUUGGAUUUCAUAAAAACGCUCAGUCAAGAAGUGAAAAUCGUAUUUUUUGGCUAUGCUUCAUUUAUGAUAGAUUGCUAUCCGUGAGAUUCGGAUUUCCAUUGAUGAUUGACGAAAACGACAUCAAUGUUCCUCUAUUCAAUGAAGGAGAUGAUUCGUUGACGACCAUCUCGUUAGACGUAUAUCACUUUGUUUCUCAGGUGAGACUUGCUAAAAUAACAACUCAAAUUAUAACGAAGAUAUACACACAGAACCCUUUUUCUUUUCUUCACAAUUGCCAUGCCGUGUUGAAAGAAUUGAAAUAUUGGUUUGAUUCGUUACCAAAUGAACUCAAGUUUGACUAUGAUGAUAUUGAGACCGGAAUGAUCAGAGCAACAUUCAAUCUCCACAUCAAUUACAAUUAUUCUAUCAUGAUAUCAACUAGACCUGUUUUGUUAUUUGUUUUCAGGACUAUUUUGAAGGCAAGUGAUAAAGAGGCUAAGCUUUUCGAAAAACGUCAGUUCGAACUAAUUCUGGUGCUACUCGAAUCUUGUAUUCAAGCGGCGGAAAUACAGAGUCGUAUCCUCACUAAGUUAUACUAUGAUGGCAAAAUGGCCAACUGCUCAUUUUUAGAUUGUCACUAUAUCUUCAGCGCGACAAUUAUUCUUAUUUUAGCGGGGUUUUGCCAAAUGCUCUCCAAGAAGCAUGUUCUGUACUUAGGAGACGUCGAAAGUUUGUUUGAAGCCAUAGAGCACAACCUCAAAAUAUUACAGGGACUGUCGGAAUACAACGCUGCUGCGAGGAACUUUAAUCAUCAACUAACAGAAUUCAUCGACUUGAUGAGCUCGGAAGAGGUGGUGGGCAUUUUGAAGAAAGACAAAUCACAAAAACAAAAUACGUCUUUGCUCUUCCAGCGUAAGCUAACGAGUCCACAGCCUGCAUCUCUGGAUAAAGCACCGAGAAGCAACGAACCUAUUUUUGAUUUUGAAGAGCUUGGAUUCGUUGAUCUCUCACACAUACUUAACAACAUGGGCGAUGAAGUCAGAUCUGGAUCCGCAUUAGAUAUUUUCUUGAAUGAUGCAUUUCAGGAAAAUUCUUGCGAAGACUUGGAGAGAGAGAUUUGA
This is a messenger RNA of Lachancea nothofagi CBS 11611, 2055 nucleotides long. Lineage: Eukaryota; Fungi; Ascomycota; Saccharomycetes; Saccharomycetales; Saccharomycetaceae. The record is from the annotation of a GenBank genome assembly.